GGAUCUGUUUUUGUUGACCUUUACUGUGUCGUACUGUAACAAUGCCUGCUCAUGAAAACGUCAACAUCCCAAGUGGGAACGAAGAAGAAGCAGACCGCCGGCCUCUCGUGCUGGUACACCGCCUCCCCAGGUUCGCUCUCCCGUUCGACAUGCGGACAACCUUCCGCCUUCUCGACCCAAUCGCCUCCGCUACCGAUGAGUCGCCUCAGGACUUCCUCUCCCGCCACGCCCCGUCCAUCCGCGCCCUCAUCACCGUGGGCCCCACCCCUGUCAACGCUGACCUUCUCGAUCUCCUUCCUUCCCUUAGUCUCGUGGUGGGAUCCAGCGCCGGCGUCGAUCACAUCAACCUUACUGAAUGCCGCCGCCGUGGCAUCGCCGUCACAAACGCCGGCUCCGCCUACUCGGAGGACGUUGCAGACUACGCUGUCGCACUGUUGCUUGAUGUAUUUCGUCGAAUCUCGGCCGCUGACCGGUUUGUUCGGUCCGGGUCGUGGCCUCGAAAGCCAGAGUACCCGCUUGGCUUUAAGUUAGGUGGGAAAAGAGUCGGUAUUGUGGGGCUAGGAAGUAUCGGAUCUGAAGUUGCAAAAAGGCUAGUGGCAUUCGGCUGCAGGAUCGCCUACAACUCAAGGAACAAAAAGCCAUCUGCACCUUAUACUUACUAUGCCAAUGUCUGUGACCUCGCUGUUAAUAGUGAUGUUAUUGUUGUCUGUUGUGCACUAACAAAAGAAACACACCAUAUAAUCAACAAAGAUGUUAUGACGGCUUUGGGAAAGGGAGGGGUUAUAAUUAAUGUUGGACGAGGGGCUGUUAUUGAUGAGAAGGAACUGGUGCAAUAUUUGACCCGAGGGGAGAUUGGUGGUGCAGGUCUUGAUGUGUUUGAGAAAGAGCCUGAUGUUCCUAAAGAGCUAUUUACACUGGAUAAUGUGGUCUUGUCCCCACAUCGUGCUGUCCUGACCCCAGAAUCAUUUGAAGCAGUGCGCGAGGUGAUCACAGCCAACUUGAAUGCUUUCUUUUCAAAUAAACCUUUGCUCUCGCCUGUCCAGCAUGAAUGAAGUAGCAGCAUUCACAGAUGGAUGGAUUGACGGAAGGCUCCCAACAAUAAAAGAAGGUCAAUUUCAAUGACUUUUUGAACAUUGAUCUGUUCUUAAAACCUUAAGUGGUCCGGUUUGAUUGCCACAUCUGAGCUGUACGGCUUGUUUGUUCUGGCUAUCCAAACGGCAACAAGUUUGUUUUUAUUUCAUCUCUACGUUUUCAACAACCAUUUGACAGUUUUCAAAUU
Juglans microcarpa x Juglans regia is the source of this 1279-nucleotide messenger RNA. Its product is annotated as glyoxylate/hydroxypyruvate reductase HPR3. The record is from RefSeq and is a predicted model, not a curated record. The coding region runs from base 42 to 1052 and encodes 336 amino acids. Lineage: Eukaryota; Viridiplantae; Streptophyta; Magnoliopsida; Fagales; Juglandaceae. Gene Ontology annotation, molecular function: hydroxypyruvate reductase [NAD(P)H] activity; NAD binding; glyoxylate reductase (NADPH) activity. Gene Ontology annotation, cellular component: cytosol. The transcript has 2 exons.